GGGUACGCAGUCUUAUCCGAAAUACCGCCGCGGUCGCAUCACGAUCGCGCUCAAACUUGACCCAUUUUACUUGCGAGGUUCUUGAAGGAAAAAAAAUGUUUGGGAGAGUUCUUUUUUUUGUCGACGGAUAGAGAUUCUGGAUGUUCUGGAUCGUAGUGGAAAGGUGCAGACUAAAAAAAAAGCGACGCACCGUGUAAUAAAAGGCACUUUGGAAAAAAAACAACAACAAAAAGGAAAUAAAACAUAAAUAGGUGAAAAAAACGUACAAUAAGAAUAAUAAGGAAUAAAAAAUACCACGCUGAGUGCCAUUCGUUGUUCUCUCUCGCACUCUUGUUCCCUUCCAUUUUUUUUAUUCCUCCUCGCAUCUCAUUCUCCGCGAUCUUCAAUUCGUGAUCUCCAACUGACCAAGUCUCUCAGUUUCCACGGAGAAGCCAAACGAUAAAUACUCGCGUCUCAAUUUUUCUCGCGCGCGUCCUUCACAGUCUUCUCCAAAUUUAGACCCUUGGUGCUCAGUGAGAUCUUCCCUCUUAACAGAAAAUUCCUGUUCUUCCCAAACGCCCACGCUUUCCCACCAAAAUCCCAUUAGUGUUCGAUUGCGUCUCGGAGGUGGCGGCUCAUUCAGGUGCACUGUAUAGAAAAUUCUGUGUUAUCAUUCCCAUGAAAGAACCCAAGUACCUUCGCGUGUAUGUGUGGGACACAGCAGGUGGAGAAUUUCACUUCUAGUGCCGUGGAGUUUAGUGUUUGAAGUGAAUUUCGUGGGUGCACAACCGAUAAGUCUCCGAAGAAUAGGCUCAUGAGUGAUAAGACAUUCCAUUGAAGGAACAUCUCCCACGACUGAUUUCCGCUCACAGAAUCACUUUCACGGAUUCAGUGCAACGCACGUCACAAAAAUGGUCUCGCAUCGGGGAGUUGCAGUAAAGGGAAAUCGCUGGUAAAAUUGUGUUGAACAACAAAAAAGUCCAUCCGACAAAAGUGAAUUGUGCAAGCAAAUUCUACGGGGAGAAAUUCGAGAAUAGUGCCAAUUGUGUAGUGGAAAGAAGGGAACCACGGAGGAAAAAAGAGAUAGAAUUAUGUGUGGUGUAUAUUUAGUCUCCCCUAAAGUGUCCCUUAAAAUUUGAUCAGUUGCGGAAGAAGCCAAAAAUGCUGACCAAGAAGCGUGUCCAUGCUCUCACCCUCUGCUCAAUCCUCAUUUGCAGCCUUCUCAUUUCUGGUAGUGCCCAAGACAUAGUGAAGAGACGGACCAGCAAUGUAUGUCAGUCGAGCAACGAUUGUCCACCAAAUGCGUACUGCGAAUACAAUUCUGAUCCUCUGGAUACUGGUCAGUGUGUGUGCAAUCCAGGCUUCAUAAUCGUGGCUGAACACAAGAAACGCGAGUGCUAUCCGGUGGCUAAAAAUCUAGGGGAUUCCUGCACCCAUGACGAUCAGUGCCAGAUGGCCUUUAGCACGGAAUCGGAGUGCUUUCAGGGCACGUGCGACUGCAAAUUGGGCACGCACUUUGUCAGGCGCGAAAACACCUGCUACAAAAGUGUCAAAAUCAACGAUUGGUGCCGCCUGACAAACAAUUGCCUGGGCGAAGGAACGGUCUGUAGGUCAGGAGUGUGCCUGUGUCCCUUCAAUAAGCAUCCCAAUGAGGAUUUCACGGAAUGCGAAGAUGACAUUCAAUUGGGCGAGCCCUGCUCGAGGGAUUCUCAGUGUGUGGCGAACAAUUCGCGAUGUCACGAUAUCUGUCGAUGUCGCGUGAGUCACGUUCUAAGUCACGAUCGCACGAAAUGCCUCAAAAUUGCCGAGCAUUUAUACGACGAAUGUGAGGAGUCUAUUCAGUGUACUUAUCAGCUCAAUUACUCAAGCUGUGAAUUUGACUAUGAUUCAGAGACGGUGGGAAAAUGCAAAUGCCGACCGGGAUAUCAUCAAAGCACUAACGGGGCGUGUUUUGUGUCAGUAGAAGUGGGAGGAAUCUGUGAAGUGGACGAGAAUUGUUCCUUGGACCCCUUCUCUCUGUGCCAGGAAGGCCGAUGUGUCUGCAUGGAAGGUCUUGUAAACAUCAACGGCGAAUGUUCCUCAUCAUCAAUUCUUUCACUUCCCACAAAACUCCUCGCAUUUCUCACACUUUCACUAGCACUAAUUCUCUUAAAGUAAACACCCAAAACUCCAUGUGAAAGAGUCUACUGUCCAGUCAAAGAAAGAGAUAAUCUCUAUCGUUGUUGCCAAAUACUAAAUUUUAGUAAAGAAAUUUGUGUAAUUAAAAUCUUCCCCUACAACCUGCAAAGAAUAUCUCCCUAAUUUAUUUUCUUACAUUUUAAGGGUCAGCAAAGAAAAAAAAAGAUUUGUGAAGAUUUUUUUUGUGUAUAAUUUAUUAGAUAAAAAAAAUUAUGUAAAAAUACUUUGUUGUUAAUAUUGCUUAAGAGUCUAUCAUCAAAGAGGCAUAUAGAAAAUAAACUAAUUCAAGACAAAAA
Phlebotomus papatasi is the source of this 2453-nucleotide messenger RNA. RefSeq names its product prion-like-(Q/N-rich) domain-bearing protein 25. The transcript has 5 exons. The record is from RefSeq and is a predicted model, not a curated record. Lineage: Eukaryota; Metazoa; Arthropoda; Insecta; Diptera; Psychodidae. The coding region runs from base 1141 to 2136 and encodes 331 amino acids.